Molecule: messenger RNA, 807 nt
Organism: Sorghum bicolor (sorghum)
Lineage: Eukaryota; Viridiplantae; Streptophyta; Magnoliopsida; Poales; Poaceae
Exons: 3
Coding region: 35-679 (214 amino acids)
Source: RefSeq, a predicted model, not a curated record
AGCACAAAGAACAUAAUAGACUACUGAUUCUACAAUGAAAAGGGAGAUGGUGCCUUCAUGGCUAGAGAUAUUACUCGCAACACAAUUCUUUACUACUUGUGCCAACCAUCUUCUUGCUUGCCGCAAUGAGUGUAACCUGUUUUGCACUCAGUGCGAGGCUACACCAGCUGCUUUCUGCAACUACUGUCGUUCAAUCAAUCAUUCCACUCAUCGUGUAAUCCAGAUAAGGCGAUCAUCCUAUCAUGAUGUUGUGAGAGUUUCAGAGAUCGAGGACAUCCUUGAUAUUAGUGAUGUGCAGACUUAUGUAAUCAAUAGUGCAAGGGUGGUAUUCUUGAAUGAGCGCCCACAACUGCGUGCUUCUGGUGUCCCCAUCUGUAAGGCACCUUCGUCAUCAACACAUAGCUGCGAGACAUGCAAUCGUGCUCUACUUGAUGCAUUUCGCUUCUGCUCUCUUGGAUGCAAUCUUAAAGGCUUAAAUAUGGAAAUGAGUACGCCAUCCAUGGUUGAAAACAGUCCUCAAUCCAAUGGUAAGGAUCAUGUCACUAUGAUUGACGAUGUUGGUUCAAGUACUACAAGUGACAAAGACAGCUGCAAUGACAAGAACAAUGAAGAACCACCACCAAAAAGGGUUGCUCGUCACCGACGCAAGGGAAUUCCCCAACGUGCGCCAUUCUUCUAAUGUGAAGCUCAUGACAAUAUCCAUUAAAUGUUGGGGCAAAUAAGAUGAGAGAAUGUAUGUCAUGGGUAGAAUAAAAGAAUUAAUGUAUGAUCCCAAUGCUAUAUAUGGUUGAUUUCUUUAAAUUGUGA